ACCACGAGCCUCCGCCGGUGCGUCAGCGUAAGUCCGCCGUGUGGAAACCUCCUCCUCCCUCUCCUCCUCCGCCUUUCAGCGCCCGCUGUCAUUCGUCCAAGUCGAGCCAGCCGGUGCGGUCGUGGCGCUGGUGGAGUGGAGCGUCGAGAGCCGCAUGUAAAUGAACCGCCUCCGCGUUGGUCACCUGAGGAUCGAGCGGAGUAAACCCGCAUGUCCCGUCUCCCGCCGCGGCUCCCCGACUCCCUUCACGUACCGAGCGGGGAUCCGAGCGGAUUAACCUGCAGUGCCGCGGAUCCCAGGCUGGCCGCCAGUCGCGCUACAAACACGGAGUGCCUCGCUGCCACCCCCUGGUGACCAUGUGGAGCGUGAGCGCGGGGAUCCUGGCCCUGGCCGCCGUCGCCCUCUGCUCGGCAGACCCUGACGCGCAGAGGCUCCGACACGACUCCAACUUGGAGAUCUACAAGCGGCUGUUCGAGACGAAGAGGAAGGACCAGCUGAACGCGCUGAAGAAUCUGGUGGAGCUGAACGACAUCAACCAGCAGUACAAGAUCAUAGACAUCAUGCUCAAGGGCCUUUUCAAGGUUUUGGAGGACUCGAGACAAAUCCUGGUUGCAGCCAACAUGCAGCCUGAUGACCCCUUCCCCCUGGACGAUAAAAUCAAAGAAGCCUAUUCUCACGUGGUGGAGAACACGGCGUUCUUCGGCGACGUGGCGCUGCGCUUCCCGCGCAUCGUCCACCACUACUACGACCGCAACACCGACUGGGGAGGCCUGCUGCGCUGGGGGCUGAAUUUCUGCAACCAGACGGGAGUCUUCACGGGAGGAGCCCACCAGCAUGUCCUCACCCUCAUGUCACAGGAGCUGGGAAUAACGGAGAAAUCCCCGGAUUUUAUAAAUCCAUACCGCACAGAGCGAGACGACGUUCUUCACACGGCCGAAGCUUUCCAGAAGAUCCUGAGGGAGGAGGAGAAGAGGAGGAGGAAGGAGGAGAAAAGGAAAGAAAUCCGGAAAGGCCCCCGCAUCUCCCGCUCUCGCUCCGAGCUAUAGCGCUGCUCGUCGGCAGGUGUGAGGAGCAAGAGAAGAGGAGGAGGAGGAGGAGGAGAAUCAGGAGGGGCGUACCCAGAAGUCCACACGGAGUGGCCCAACAUGUAGACUGCGAUGACGGUGAAGGAAACAAAAGCUGCCGUCCAUUGAACAAAAGUGAAGGUGCUCUGAGGAGGAGAGCGGAGUCCUCAGUGUGACACAGCAAAGUGGUUAUUCAGAGGUUAGUCAGGUUCUGACCGGGGCUUGAGCUGCUGUCCAUCGGCAGGGAUUUCUAAUUGGAGAAUCUAACUGUAUUACCGGAUGUUUCCGGGAAAACGACCGAAAGUCGUUUUCAAACUCGCGGAGGCGGACAAAUUUAUCGGCACCCCUGGUAAAGACGUGCCUUAAAAUAAAUGUUUUUUUUGGGGUUUUUUCAGCGGCAUAAUCUCACACCGAAAACAAUACACAAACCUUCAAUUUGAGGUUAUUUAUUUUCUGGGGAAAUGUUUGUACCCGUAGCACAAUGUAGGGGGGGGGGGCCCCAGCCAUCAGUACGUUACACAACCCUGCUCCGCUUGGAGAGUGCAGAGAGGACAGGAAGAAGUUUGAUCUUAGCCAGAUGUUUUUGGAGCAUAAUCCUGCUGAAGCAUUUAAUAAAGACACAUUAUCCUCCCACAUUUGUAAGAAGAACCUAAUAUUUCAAAGCUCAUGAUGCCGUGCCACUAACAAGAGCCCACAGUGUCACAGAUGCUCCAACAUGCUCGUCUGGAAGAGCUUUUUACCGCAUAGUCAUGCUUUGUUUCAUGCCAAAAACACGCUUCAGGUGUUUGUUGCUUAAAAACUCGGCCCCAGUUUCACCCGAGCAAAGUACGCGUUUAGAGUUAAAGUCCCCAUGGAGCUUAGGAAACUCCCCGUGUUUGCUUUUGUGAUGUUAGGAAAUAGACAGGCUUGUUUUGUUUUGUUUUUUGUCCUGACAUCACUUCCUAACAACUAAUAACCCAAGGAAACAGAAAGCCACAGAUUAGGUUAAUGAAAACCGAUUGGUUUUAAAAGGCAAAUACUAAAUAAAAAAUAAAAACUUGUUUUAAAGGAAUUGUUAGGGCUACCAGUAAUUGUGCCAUUGGUGAUUUUGUUAUUUCUUAAACUUUACCCCUCCAACACACACACACUGAAUAAGCCUAUAUAAUACCUACGGAUGAGAUAUAACAUUUUCUUUGUGUGAGAUUAUUCUGCUGCAAUAGUGAAAUGAAUGUUUCAAAGAUUUUAACACGUCUUUACCGGGGGAUCCUGCAGAUGUGCCCUGCACAGUAUUUGGAAUAUUGUAACUGAACUUUGGUAUAUUAUUCAUUUAAAAAGUUUACUUCAGAACUUUAGAAACCCCUGAUGUGUUGUGUCUGGUCCAGAUUUAACGUGUGUUAAACCCAUAUGCUUUAAGUAUGUGUAGAUGCAGAGUAUAAAUUUGACCUGAUUUAACCGUGGCCUGGUUUUCUUUGGGAUGAGCUCAACUGGUUUUUGAUUUUAAGGGGUAUAUUUUGACUGAUUUUCUUUUUUCUUUGAUUUUUGGUUAAAACAAUAAAAAAAAUGAAAGAAUUUUCCCUCGUUUGAUGAAGUUUCUGGGACACCCUUUCAUGUUUACCUAAAAUGGUUUUAUAGUUUUUUUUAUUGUUAUUCUUUGGAAAGGGAUCACCUCCAUCGUUGCUUUUACCUCGUACUUGUGCUUAAAUGUUUGUUUGUUUUUUUGAACAUGUAUUUCUUUAAGAAGUAUAAAUUGUGGGCCUUCACUUUGUCUUUGCUAAACCUGUUUUCUUGUUAUCUUAGCGUUGUCAUAAUUUAAUGCUUUAUAUCUAUAAAACUGAGAUUGGUGUAAUUUUAAAGUAGUAUGACGACUGUUAUAAAGAGUAUAUGUAUAUUCAGAGAAAUGAUAUCAUUGCUGCAAGACCAACAAGCCAUGUUGCUGAGACCUAUGAAAUAAAGUGAUUCUGAUUCUGUUCUA
Messenger RNA from Fundulus heteroclitus (mummichog), 3015 nucleotides. Its product is annotated as coiled-coil domain-containing protein 134. The record is from RefSeq and is a predicted model, not a curated record. NCBI's taxonomy places the organism in Eukaryota, Metazoa, Chordata, Actinopteri, Cyprinodontiformes, Fundulidae. The transcript has 7 exons. The coding region runs from base 357 to 1046 and encodes 229 amino acids.